Messenger RNA from Diachasmimorpha longicaudata, 826 nucleotides. Its product is annotated as protein SREK1IP1-like. The transcript is spliced from 2 exons. The record is from RefSeq and is a predicted model, not a curated record. Lineage: Eukaryota; Metazoa; Arthropoda; Insecta; Hymenoptera; Braconidae. The coding region runs from base 178 to 648 and encodes 156 amino acids. Gene Ontology annotation, molecular function: nucleic acid binding; zinc ion binding.
CCUCAGUAGCCCACAACAAUAUGGCCCUGUGGAUUAUCAACAAUGUCAAUUCUCCAUAAAUUUUAUUUUUGUAUUUUUAUACGAGAUUAACCAAGUAAUUCAACGAAAAAAAUUACGAGACUUAGAAAACGUCCAUUUUUUAACGCAGACAUUAACGAACAAAGGUCUAAUUUGAUAAUGCAGUCCGAUAUAAUAUCGAAGCUCAUCCCCCAGAACAAGGAGCAAGUGAGGCCGGCAUGUAAAAAGUGUGGUUAUGCCGGACACUUGACAUAUCAAUGCAGAAACUUCAUAAAAGUUGAUCCCAACAAGGAAAUUGUUUUGGACGUCAGCAGCACAAGCUCAGACAGUGAUCAAAAUUAUGUGACACCACUCACUGAACUGCGAGAAAAGGAACUGAAGAAAAAAUUGAAAGAAGCUAAGAAGGAAAAAAAAGGAAAACGAAGCAAGAAAAAGUCUAAGCACAAGAGCAGAAAACGUGAGUACACAACGAGUGAGUCUGAUGAUUCUGAGGACGAGUCCUCGUCUUCGGAGGACCAGGAGAGAAGUAGGAGAAAGAAGCAGAAAGACAAACGGAAAAAAUCUAAGAACAAAAAACGAAGAAAGCACAACAGACAGACGACCUCGGAUUCAUCUUCUGAAGAUGAUUAAUCAAUUUAAUUCGAUGAUUUAACCCCGGGUGUGAAUUAAUUGUGCCUCAAUUGUUACUCAAAUUGACUGAAUAUUGUUAAAACAACAAUGAACAAGUGUAGGAAGGAAUUGUUUCACAUUUGCAAUGGAUAAAAUAAAACUUCAUGAAAUAAAAAUUAUUUUAAAUAUUUCAAGCCAA